UCUGCUGCAUUGCAGAAGUACCAUGUGAUAGCGUUAAUAGAGGAAUUCGAGGAAGAAUUAAAAACUAUGAGUGGCACGUGCAUGGACAUUGGAUGCGGCCCGGGCGACAUUACCAAAAAUAUCGUCUUGCCGGCUCUUGAUAAGAGUGCCGUAAUGAUUGGUACGGACAUUUUAGAAGACAUGAUCAACUGUGCUAAUAAGAAGUAUAGUGAAGACGCGCGAAUCAUAUUCGAAGUAUUGGAUGUUCAGACUAAAUAUCUUCCCAAGAAAUAUAUUUCCGAAUUCAAUCACAUAUUCUCAUUUUACGCUUUACAUUGGUGCAGUGAUAUACGGUGA
Molecule: messenger RNA, 336 nt
Organism: Dinoponera quadriceps
Lineage: Eukaryota; Metazoa; Arthropoda; Insecta; Hymenoptera; Formicidae
Product: juvenile hormone acid O-methyltransferase-like
Exons: 2
Source: RefSeq, a predicted model, not a curated record